Fusarium sp. VM40 is the source of this 1683-nucleotide messenger RNA. Lineage: Eukaryota; Fungi; Ascomycota; Sordariomycetes; Hypocreales; Nectriaceae. The record is from the annotation of a GenBank genome assembly.
AUGCAACAAGACGGUUCGAAAAGAGGGCGCAAUUCUGACCCUUCAACAUCUGUGUUAACGCCUCUGAGAGGGGAUUUCUUUGAGCUUUCACCUGGAUUCGAGUCAAGAGCCCGUUCGUUAUCUCCACGCAAGCGUCUCGUUAAGCAACCGCUUCAUAUUCGCAUGAACUUGACUGAGAGUCAAGUCGACAAGCUCACAGACGCAUUUAGUCAAAAGGUGGAAAUCAGCCCUUCAAAGCCAGCAAGGCCCAAGAAGAAGUCUGCAAUGGCAACUCCAAGAUCAACACCACGAAAGAACAAGUCAACAACUCCUCAGCCCGAUGUCUCAUACAACUGGGCUCUGGGAGACGAUAAUAACUCAGGAGUAGACUCUCCGACCUUCUCUGAACUCAUGCCUGGUCGAUACUCUGACUCUCAAAACGAUAUGUUCUCAUCUAGUAUAGCAGAGCGCCGCCAGAGAAACCCCCCUUCUCCUUUGCAGUUGGGGACUGGUCGACGGAGCGGAGUCGGUCCUCGACCAGCCGAGAUGGAAGACGUCCCUCAACCGGUCUCUCCGCUUGGCCAGGGACGGUUUGAUCGUGGCCCGAUCUUUGACGAUAAUGCCUCUUCUGUUUAUUCUGCUCAGCCUACGGCUCUUCCAUCGCCGCUUCAUCUCAGCCACCUUCGCUCACGAUCCAAAGUUGACAACACUGUCGAGAAUUCGUACAAGGAUUGGUUAAUGAACCACGACCCGUCUAUGAUCAGAGAAUCAGCAAGUCACCUAGAGCCUUUGGUCAACAGACCUCGACGCUCGAAGAGCUCAGCCGAUGGGUUAAGACAAGCACGAGCCGUCGAAGUGCACUCACCACCGGUCCCCCAGAUUAUCACCCUGCAUGCCAACAACAACAAUAACAACAACAACAACCAACCUGUUCAAGACACUCCGCUCUUUUCUCCCCUACAGAUGUAUUUCAGAGGAACAGACUAUCCAAGCGUCAAGAAGGGGGAGAAAGUGAUGAUUGGGGACAAUGGGUGGCUGGAACGGACCGACAAUGGCGCGGACCAGGUUUCAAAGGCGCCUCAGAAGAAGACUGGGAUACUGGACAGCAUCAAGAAGAUGGCCAAAGACGUGGCAGAGCUACAUUAUAACGCUCGUCGUGUACAGCCUACUACUCGACCUCGUCCACCCUCACAAGUUUCCAUCUCGUUAAAUGCUAGGGAGCAGAGUCUUCUCUACUGCGAACUCGAGUUCAACCUGAGCACAGCUUUGAACGACUACAUCACGGUGCAGCUUGACAAAGGCCGACUUGUGCCUGACAAGCUCAAGAAAGUGGCGGAUGCAUGGCAGAACAAGGGUCGCCCCAAGGUUGUCGGGUUCCGGUACGAUCUUGAGACGCAGCUCGAAUUAGUCAACUUACACGCCGAUGACUUCCGCUUCUAUGGCCGCCGGCAAGCUGACCCUACAGAGAUUGGCGGGCUUCUGCAUGCCAUGAAGGUCAAUGCAAGAGCCAUGUGCGUCCGCACACUCUGCCAGCCCGACACCGUGAUCGCGAAACAGCUGGUUGACGCGCAGUCGGUUUUCAAGAUGCUCGGCGUCCCUGAUGAGCAGCAGGUUGCUCUUGCUGAGAUAGCUCAAUUCUUCAAGGUGAUUGUUGAGAGGGAGCUAGACAGCCGAGAACGAAGAGAUCACAAUGGCAGCCAGUGA